Molecule: messenger RNA, 2034 nt
Organism: Amaranthus tricolor (Joseph's coat)
Lineage: Eukaryota; Viridiplantae; Streptophyta; Magnoliopsida; Caryophyllales; Amaranthaceae
Exons: 2
Coding region: 1-2034 (677 amino acids)
Source: RefSeq, a predicted model, not a curated record
AUGUCAAGUAGUUCAAGUUCAAAGAAGUCAAAAGCCGAGGAUAAACAACCCAAUCUUCGUGAAUUCUUGUUUAAAAGAAUGAAAUCCCAAGGAUCAUUUAACGAAACCAUUGACUCUCCUCCUUCUCCUUUAAGUUCCCCUCCAACUCAAGAUGUUAAUAUGGAAGUAGGUGGUUCAAGUGCUUGUGAUGAACCAUUGGAUGAUGAUUGGGUGUAUGAUGUUGAACUUCUUCCUCAUGACCCGGGAUUGAGAAAAAACAUAAUGGAUUAUCCCCCAUAUGAAAGAAAUCCGAUUAGGAGAGCUUAUAUUCUUAAAAAACCUUGCCAACCAAAAACACAUAUUUUCCCUAAAAAACAAGUAGGUGGUUUACGUCGUUUUAGUGUCAAUUGGUUCAAAAAAUGGGAUUGGCUUGAAUAUAGUGUUGAAAAAGAUGCCGCAUUUUGCUUUGCUUGUUAUUUGUUCAAGAGGGAUGUUGAAAUUUACAAUGGGGGUGAUGCAUUUGUUAAUGGAGGGUUUAAAUGGUGGAAUAAACCGGAUAGAGAUGCAAAAAAGACAUCAAUUGAAGUUGUGUUUGAUAAUGCGAGUCAAGCUCAAAUGGAUUCAUAUCAUAUUCGUUUGAAUGCAUCCUUAACUUGUUUGAGAUUUCUUUUGGGCCAAGGUUUGGCAUUCCGGGGACAUGAUGAAAGUGAGGAGUCAAAUAGUAGGGGUAACUUUCUUGAGCUUUUGAAGUGGUUAGGGGAGAAGGUUGACGAAGUCAAACAACAUACUUUCCAAAAUGGACUCAAAAAUUGUCAAUUGACAUCUCCCAAAAUUCAAAAAGACAUUAUCAAUUGUUAUGCAAAGGAGACUACCAAGCGCAUAAUAGAAAAGGUUGGAGAUGGUUACUUUUCUAUUUUGACCGAUGAAUCAAGUGAUGUGUCUCAAAAAGAACAACUAGCUCUUGUUUUGCGGUUUGUUAAAAGAGAAAGUGGAUCGGUAGUGGAACGCUUUUUAGGCAUUGUACAUGUGGGUGACACUACCGCUUUAUCUCUUAAAGAUGCAAUUUUGUCCUUGCUUAUGGAAUAUUCUUUAAGUCCAUCCAUGAUAAAAGGUCAAGGGUAUGAUGGGGCGAGUAACAUGAGAGGUGAAAUCAAUGGCCUUAAGAAUUUGAUUAUGAAUGAUACUCCAAGAGCCUACUACAUUCAUUGUUUUGCUCAUCAACUACAACUAGCUCUAGUUGCGGUUGCUAAAAAGAAUGAUAGUUGUGGUUGGCUUUUUGAAGUACUUGCAAACUUGUUGAAUGUGGUUGGAGCUUCUUAUAAGAGAAGAGACAUGAUUCGAAAAAAGCAAGCUCAAGUAGUGGCUCAAGCAUUGGAAGUGGGGGAAAUUGAAAGUGGAUCGGGUUUAAAUCAAGAACGUGGUUUGAGUAGGCCGGGAGAUACACGUUGGGGAUCUCAUUACAAGUGUCUAAUAAAUAUCACGAACUUGUUUCCUUCAAUUAUUGAAGUACUUGAGUGGAUUGGAAAACAUGGCACUUGGGACGAUAAGUUCAAAGCUCAAAUUGUUUUGGGAUUUUUGGAGUCAUUCGAUUUUGUUUUUGUAGCUCAUUUGAUGUUGAUUAUCUUUGGCUACACUAAUGAUUUAUGUAUUGCUUUACAAAGAAAGGAACAAGAUAUUGUUAAUGCCAUUAGACUUGUUAGUACUACAAAAAAUGUGUUGCAAAAGAUGAGAGAUGAAGGAUGGGAUAAUCUCUUAAAAAAAGUUAUUACAUUUUGUACUAAACACGAGAUUGAUGUUUCAUCUAUGGAUGCUCAUUAUGUGCCUCAAGGAAGAGGAAGACAUUUUGUUCAACAAGCUACAAAUCUACAUCAUUUUCUGGUUGGAAUCUUUUUGGAAGUAAUUGAUUUGCAUCUUCAAGAGCUUGAUAACCGUUUUAAUGAGAUUAACAUGGAGUUACUUACAUGCAUGGUCUCUCUAAGUCCUCAAGGUAACUUUUCAUCUUUUGAUAAAGAGAAGAUACUUAAACUUGCUUCUUUAUAUCCCGAGGAGUUUUAA